Molecule: messenger RNA, 993 nt
Organism: Culex quinquefasciatus (southern house mosquito)
Lineage: Eukaryota; Metazoa; Arthropoda; Insecta; Diptera; Culicidae
Product: regucalcin
Exons: 6
Coding region: 64-993 (309 amino acids)
Biological process (GO): L-ascorbic acid biosynthetic process
Molecular function (GO): calcium ion binding; gluconolactonase activity
Source: RefSeq, a predicted model, not a curated record
UUCAUUCCGUGGAAAGUCGUCGUGGCUUAGUAACAGUUUCCAAGCACCACCAUUUGAUUCACCAUGACGUCUUACAAAGUCGAACAACUACCGUCACCUUUAAAUGUUCUUGGAGAAGGUCCUCACUGGUGCAUCCAAAGGCAGAGUCUGUACUACAAUGACAUUUACGGAGGAACCAUCCAUCGUUACGAUUAUGCCGAAAAUAAGACUUAUACCGCAAGUGUUGACGGAUACCCGGUCAUUUCCUUCAUCAUCCCGGUGAAAAACAACCCGACCCGGUUCAUCAUCGGCACGGGCCGCAAGAUUACGCUGGUCGAGUGGGACGGAAAGGCGUCGAAGGCCAGCUUUGUGGAGACCGUUGGCGAGGUCGAGUUCGAUCUGCUGGACAACCGGUUUAACGAUGCCAAAACCGAUUCCAAGGGUCGGUUUUAUGGUGGAACCAUGCGUCUGGAGGAAAAGGGUGACAUUUUCGAGGCGCGGCUGGGUACCUUCUAUCGGUACGACGCCAAGAGCAAAAACUUUGUAGUGCUGAAGGAGAAGAUUGGCGUUUCUAAUGGGCUGUGCUGGAACAAGGAGGGCAAUCUGUUCUACUACAUUGACUCGUGCGAUUUGGACGUGAAGGAGUACCACGUGGAUGCUGAGGGAAAUUUGUCUAAGGAACGAGUUGUAUACGACUUCAGCUUUAACGGCGAACGACCCCCAUUUGUUCCGGACGGCAUGACGAUUGACCAGGCAGGAUGCAUUUAUGUUGCUACCUUUGGAGGUUCUACGGUUUACAAGAUCGAUCCAAGCACCGGCAAAGUGGUUCUGGAGAUCAAGAUCCCAGCCGAGCAGGUUACCUCCGUGGCCUUUGGAGGACCUCAGCUGGAUGAGCUGUUCGUUACGACGGCAGCGAAGGAAUUCAAGUCGCCCCAACCACCACCGGCUGGAGCCCUGUUCAGAGUGACUGGGAUGGGAGCCGUUGGAACGCCUAUGUACGACGUUGAGUUGUAA